Messenger RNA from Glycine soja, 1272 nucleotides. RefSeq names its product pentatricopeptide repeat-containing protein At5g15280, mitochondrial-like. The transcript has 3 exons. Gene Ontology annotation, molecular function: protein binding. The record is from RefSeq and is a predicted model, not a curated record. Bases 1 to 1272 code for a protein of 423 amino acids. Lineage: Eukaryota; Viridiplantae; Streptophyta; Magnoliopsida; Fabales; Fabaceae.
AUGACCAAGCUUUUGGAGCAAAUGCCAAAGUCUGCCCAUAAACUCGACCCAGAAACUCUCAAUUUGGUUGUACAGGCAUACAGCAAGAAAGGCUUGCUUUCCAAAGCAAAAAUUAUACUAGAUGGAAUGCUUCAAAACGAAUUUCAUGUCAAGAAUGAGACAUAUACUGCCAUAUUAAUGCCUUUAUGGUUAACUCCAGAUGAUGAACUGUGUAACAUAAUUAUUCAGGACCAUUGCCAAGUUAAUGACUUGAGAAAAGUGGGGGAGCUACUGGGUGUUGCAAUAAGAAAAGAUUGGGAGCUAUCCCUCACAAGUUACAAGAAUUUAGUACGAUUGGUUUGUAGGAAAGGUAGAGUCCAGUUCGCACUGAGCUUAAAGAACCUUUUGCUUGCACAAUGUCCACUUGAUGGGCUUAUCAUAUAUAACAUUCUUAUGUUCUAUCUUUUGAAAGAUGGAAACAGUUUGGAUGUUAAUAAGAUACUAACUGAAAUGGAAGAGAAGAAAGUUGUACUUGAUGAAGUUGGUCAUAAUUUUGUUGUAUAUGGUUUCUUGCAAUGUAGAGAUUUAUCUAGUUCUCUGCAUUAUCUAACUACCAUGAUUUCAAAGGGACUUAAACCAAGUAACCGCGGCUUGAGGAAGGUAAUAAGCAAGCUGUGUGAUGCUGGGAAUCUGAAAAAAGCCCUGGAGUUGAGUCAAGAAAUGAGAUUAAGAGGCUGGAUGCAUGAUUCUUCCAUUCAAACAUCUAUUGUUGAAAGCCUUCUUCUGUGUGCAUGGAAGAUUGACAAGGCAGUUCAUCUUAUGAACACAAUGCUGAAGAAGCAUAACAUUCCAGUUUCCACCAGUUAUGAUUUUAUCAUUCAUGGAUUCUGUGCACAAAAUAAACUGGACAUAGCUUUGAAUUUUUAUUCUGAGAUGUUGAGUUGGAAUCUCAAACCAAGAAUUGAUACAGUGGAAAUGCUUCUCCAUAGAUUCUGCCAAGAUGGGAAGACAGAACUAGCAGAACAAUUCCUUGUGGACAUGAGUCAUGGAGGUGAAACUCCAACCAGAAAAAUGUAUUGCCCUGUAAUUAAGAGUUAUCACAUGAAAAAGAAUCUUAGGAAGGCAUCAGAGCUCCUGCAAGCCAUGCAGGAAAAUGGCUAUCAGCCUGACUUUGAAACACAUUGGUCUCUCAUAAGCAACUUAAACAGUGCCAAAGCAAAGGACACUGAUAAUGCGAGCACGGGAUUUUUAUCAAGACUUCUUUUUAAAAGUGGCUUUCUUCAAAAGAAAUGA